Messenger RNA from Rotaria socialis, 2055 nucleotides. The record is from the annotation of a GenBank genome assembly. Lineage: Eukaryota; Metazoa; Rotifera; Eurotatoria; Philodinida; Philodinidae.
AUGAAUAAUAUUGAACAAACACGUCUCGCUCGAUUACGCCCAGAAAAACUCGAUGAUGUGUCUCUUAAAGAACAGAUAUCUUUGAUACAAAAAGCAUGUGACAAUGUUAAUCCUGAAAAAAUUGCUCUUGUCUUUCAUGAAUGUGAUUACAAUAUGCAACAAACAAUAAAUCGAUUACGAUCAGGAGAUUUCGAAGAUGGUGGAUGGCAAACAGCUAAAUCGAAUAAUAAGAAGAAAAAUCAUAAUCAAGUUGAUCAAAAAAUAAAUGGUGGUAUUAAUUUAAGUGAUAGUGAACGUUCUCUUUCGCAAAGAACGUCGCCAACGUCAUCACUACGUGAUGGACCUCAUCGAAAUGAUCAUUAUCAAUAUCCUUCAACAACGCGUCCUAAUAUUGGACGGCGUGGAAAUGAUUCUGGUCGUAGCCAUUUUAUUUCAUCUUAUCUACGUUAUCCACAACGGAAUAGGCCAGUAAGAAAAGCAACAUCAUCUCAACCAAUAUUCAAUGAAACAUCUUUAAUACCUAAACAAUCAAAUGAGGUACCACCACAAGCAAAAUCGCCAUCAACAGAUGAAUAUGAAUUUGCCGAUGGUAUACCACAAUCAUUAAGUUUUGAUAAUAGUCAAAUGAAAACAUCAUUGCAAACUCUAUCAAAACGUCAAGUACCUUCCAGUAUACCACACGAACCUGUAUCAAUGCAUCCAACACUUCAAUUUCCAACGGAACCCAUUGAUAUUCAAUUUGGGGAUGUUCAAUGGAAUGAUUCUGUGCCAAUAGCAGUUAGUCCGUCCAAUAGUACAAUUGAACAGACAAUAGUACACAAUCAGGAAGAAGAAAAAGAAGAAGAAAUCGUAGUAAUUGAAGACACUUAUAAUCAUGACCAAAAUCACGAUGUUCCUGAUUCUUCAGUAUUGAAUUAUAUGAAUCAUCAAACAUCGAACGAUGUUCAUAAUGCAUUACUUGAAACAGCAAAUCAACUUGCAUCUUUAUCCAUUACUGAUAAUACUAUAUCUGAUGGUUUACUAGUUGUUCCUCCAGAAGGUACAUCUCAUUUAUCAGAUCAUUUAGCUAAUACACCAUCUUCUACUCCUAAUCAAUAUUCAUCUCAACCACAAGCUCCAGCACCCAUUUCCAUAGCACGUUUACCACCUACAUCAAUACCACGUGCUCCCGAGCCUAAUUCAACUAAUUCUCAAUUUAUGUUAAGUAAUCUACAACAGACUAAUAAUGGUAUUCUUUCAUCAGCAUUUACUCCACUUAAUACUGUUGUUAACUAUCAACCUGUACCAAGGGAUUAUUCUCAGACAGCAGCAACAAACUGGAAUCUACAAGCAUCAAAUUAUAAAACAAAUUCAAAGUCAACCAUGAUUCCAGCAGGCACAUAUCAACAACAACAACAACAACAACAGCAAGCCUAUCAAAUACCAGCGCAACAACAACAACAACAAUUUUUUUUUGGAGCCUAUCCCUACAAUGCUUUAUCACCAGCAGUCGUUCCAGUAUUUGCCUCAGUAGAUCAAUGGCCAGCAGGUACAUUUUCAGCGCCAUUCGAAUCUUAUCCAUAUCCAACUCCUAAUUACAUAUCAGCAUAUCCAAAUCUACAACAAUAUGCUAUUCAAACAGCUAAAUAUGAUCAACAGCAGUCAUAUGAUAAAGAAUAUUUUGUACAUUAUGGGCAAGCACGUUCAUUGAAUAAUGAUGCCUCAUAUCCGCAACAACAACCAUCACAACCAAUAAAAGAUACUCAUGCAACUAGUAAAUUAUCACCCAAUGCAGCAACAUUCUGUCAGGGAGCUCCAUUGACGGUAUCACCAACGACAGCAACAGCACUCUACAUAAAUCCGGUCGGAUAUCCCAUGCCAAGCUAUUUUCCAUCAGUACCUGGAUCGAUACAACCAGAUCGAAUAUUGUCUUCUAUGGAUAAUCACGAUAAUCGCAAUGGUGCUUCAUAUAGUAGUACUAACAAUCGAAAUAAUUAUUAUCAUGCACAACAACAGCAGCAACAACGUACACAUAAUAACAAUGGAUCAAAUUCUACCUGGCAUUUGCAACAGUAA